Hyaloscypha bicolor E is the source of this 1059-nucleotide messenger RNA. Its product is annotated as amino acid transporter arg-13. The transcript has 2 exons. Gene Ontology annotation, molecular function: L-ornithine transmembrane transporter activity. Lineage: Eukaryota; Fungi; Ascomycota; Leotiomycetes; Helotiales; Hyaloscyphaceae. Bases 1 to 1059 code for a protein of 352 amino acids. Gene Ontology annotation, biological process: mitochondrial L-ornithine transmembrane transport. The record is from RefSeq and is a predicted model, not a curated record.
AUGGCGACAGCAACAACCGCAGACUUCGCUCCCAAAAGCCCUCCCGCUCCUUCUCUUACAGUCAAAAGCAAGGAAGCACUCAUGGACGCUAUAGAAGAUGUCAUAUAUGGAUCCAUCGCUGGCGUAGCAGGGAAAUACAUCGAAUACCCCUUCGACACCGUGAAAGUGCGUCUCCAAUCGCAACCUGACGUCCUUCCCCUACGGUACACCGGCCCCCUCGACUGUUUCCGCCAAUCCAUCCGUUCGGACGGCUUUCUAGGACUCUACCGCGGCAUCUCCGCCCCUCUCGUCGGUGCCGCGCUGGAAACAUCCUCUUUAUUCUUCUGGGAGCGCGUCGGUCGAGAACUCCUCUUCACAGCCAACCUCUACUCCCGCCAACAACCUCUUCCACUCUCCGCUUUAUGGCUUACGGGAGCUAUCUCUGGUGCAUUUACAAGUUUAGUACUCACACCCGUCGAACUGGUGAAAUGCAAAAUCCAAGUCCCAGCCUCCGCCCCAGGGACAGUAGCAGUAGCACCACGCCCACUAGCCGUAAUCAAAGAAGUAUUCCGGCACCAAGGCCUUCGAGGCUUCUGGCACGGACAGCUAGGAACCCUGAUCCGGGAAACAGGAGGAUGCGCCGCCUGGUUCGGAUCGAAGGAAACCGUAUCCCAGCUCUUCCGGCAUUGGAACUCGCGAUCCACUCCACUCACCCUUCAAUCUUCGCCCUCCACCUCCACCUCCAUCCCCAGCCCCCAAAACCUCCCCACAACGCAAUCCUCCCCAGACCUCGCCCCUCUCCCACUCUACCAGCAAGCCCUAGCAGGCGCCUCCGCAGGAAUGUCCUACAACUUCCUCUUCUUCCCGGCAGACACCAUCAAAUCACGCAUGCAGACCGUAGCCGCAAAUUCGACAGCUCCUCAGGUCAGGUUCUGGGACGAAGGGAGGGCGAUCUGGAGGGCGUAUGGGGUGAGGGGGUUGUAUCGCGGGUGCGGGAUCACGGUUGCGAGGAGCGUUCCCAGUUCGGCGUUGAUUUUUGUCGUUUUUGAUGCGUUGAAGGGGGGCUUGCAUCUGUCUUGA